AUGGCAGCUGCCACUGUCUCCCAACGCCAUACCGCCACAGUCUCUCUUAACACAUGCUCCGUUCAACAACCACGAGCCACUGCCCAAAGACUUCACAUCAUUUUUCACUUGAUAGCCACAUUAGCCAUCUUGUACUAUAGAUUCACCAACCUAAUACAUGGUGAUGUACCCACCUUACCAUGGGCUCUAGUUACUUCGGCCGAAGUUAUCUUUGCCUUCGUUUGGUUCUUAACACAAGCCUUUCGAUGGCGUCCAGUGGCUAGGGAGGUUUCACUUCAAAACCUCCCUGAUGACAAUGAGUUGCCUAAAGUGGACGUGUUCAUAUGCACUGCAGACCCUAGUAAGGAGCCUACGUUGGAGGUUAUGAACACGGUAUUGUCUGCUAUGGGACUUGAUUACCCAUCAGACAAACUAUCAGUUUAUUUGUCUGAUGAUGGUGGCGCGCCUUCAACGCUUUAUGCUAUCAAGGAAGCAUAUUCUUUUGCAAAGAGCUGGUUACCUUUUUGUAGAAAGUAUGGGAUCAAAAGUAGGUGCCCAGACUCAUUUUUCUCUACAUAUGGACAUGAUGAGUUACUUUUUAGAAGUGAUGAAUUUGAAGUAGAUGAAGAGAACAUGAAGUUAGCAUACGAACAAUUCAAAGACGACGUAGAACGAAGAACCAAUGGAGCUUCUUCUAUAAACGAUCGGCCACCAUGUGUGGAGAUAAUACACGACAACCAAAAGAGUGGGGAUGAUGAAGUUCAAAUGCCUCUGCUUGUCUAUGUAUCACGGGAAAGAAGACCUUCUCUUCCUCAUCGUUUCAAAGCCGGAGCUUUAAACACUCUUCUUCGAGUUUCUGGAGUUUUGAGCAACGCUCCAUACAUGCUUGUGCUGGAUUGUGACAUGUAUUGCAAUGAACCUGCAUCUGCAAAACAGGCAAUGUGUUUCCACCUUGAUCCAAAGCUCUCAAGUUCGCUUGCAUUCGUCCAAUUCCCUCAAAUCUUCUAUAACGUAAGCCAAAAAGAUAUCUACGACGGUCAAGCAAGAUCAGCAUACAGGACAAAAUAUCAAGGGAUGGACGGGAUUGGGGGCACGAUUUGUUCAGGAACAGGUUAUUACUUGAGGAAAAAAGCGUUGUACGAAUCUCCUAAUCAACAAGAUGAACAUCUUGUGCGUCCAAUGGAGAGCUUUGGUCAGUCUACCAAGUUCAUAGAGUCAUUAAAAAAGGAAGAUAGUCAAACAGAACUAUUCCCAACGGUCAUUAUAGAAGAAACUAAGAAGCUUGCUUCCUGCUCGUAUGAAGAUAAUACCAAAUGGGGCAAACAAAUUGGUUACUCAUAUGAUUCAUUACUAGAGAGCAGUUUCACCGGUUAUUUGCUGCACACAAAAGGAUGGAAAUCUGUUUAUCUAUACCCAAAAAGGCCCUGUUUCUUGGGUUGCACCACCAUUGACAUGAAAGACGCCUUGGUUCAGCUCAUGAAAUGGUCGUCAGGUUUGCUUCAAGUUGGUCUAUCCAGGUUCAACCCUCUUGUGUAUGGGGCAUCUAGAAUGACAAUCUUUCAAAGUAUGUGUUAUGCCUACUUCAUGUACACUCCAAUUUUGUCAAUUGCAUCUCUGCUUUAUGGAACCAUACCACCAUUGUGCCUUCUUAAUGGCGUCUCAUUGUACCCCACGGCAUCAAAUCCAUGGUUUAAAGUGUUUGCUGCGGUUUAUGUAUCUUCACUUUUGCAACAUUUAUACGAAGUAUUGUCAUCCGACGGAUCAUUUGUGACAUGGUGGAAUGAACAAAGAAUCUAUUUCAUAAAAUGCGUUAGUGCAUUGCUAUUUGGUUGUCUUGAUGUAGCGAUGAAGUCAUUUGGCGUUGCCAAAGCUAAUUUCAGAUUGACAAACAAAGUGGUGGAUCAAGAGAAACUCGCGAAAUAUGAGAAAGGUACCUUUGAUCUUGAAGGUGCAAAGAUGUUCAUGAUACCGUUGACAGUCAUGGUUUUGUUGAAUGUUGUAUGCUUUGUUGGUGGUGUCAAGGGAGUAAUAAGCAAUGGCAAUCUUGAUGAGAUGUUUGGGCAGCUAUUCAUGUCAUGGACAACUCUGCUAUUCAGUUAUCCGAUCCUUAAGGGGCUUGUACCAAACAAGACCAAAAGUAAGAAGAUUAAGAAUUAA
Erigeron canadensis is the source of this 2136-nucleotide messenger RNA. RefSeq names its product cellulose synthase-like protein G2. Gene Ontology annotation, molecular function: mannan synthase activity; cellulose synthase (UDP-forming) activity. Bases 1 to 2136 code for a protein of 711 amino acids. NCBI's taxonomy places the organism in Eukaryota, Viridiplantae, Streptophyta, Magnoliopsida, Asterales, Asteraceae. Gene Ontology annotation, cellular component: plasma membrane; trans-Golgi network. The record is from RefSeq and is a predicted model, not a curated record. The transcript has 7 exons. Gene Ontology annotation, biological process: cellulose biosynthetic process; plant-type primary cell wall biogenesis.